Molecule: messenger RNA, 462 nt
Organism: Arabis nemorensis
Lineage: Eukaryota; Viridiplantae; Streptophyta; Magnoliopsida; Brassicales; Brassicaceae
Source: the annotation of a GenBank genome assembly
AUGCUUUACCUCGUCGUCGCAUCGAUCAGACUUCGCCUCACAGUCGCGUUGAUCAAGCUUUACCUCAUCGAACAAGCUUCGUCUUGCUGUCGCAUCGAACAAGUUUCGUCUUGCUCUCGCAUCGAACAAGCUCGCCUUGCUCUCGCAUCGAUCAAGCUUCACCUUGCUCUCGCAUCGAUCAAGUUUUGCCUCGCCGUCGCGUGGAUCAAGUUUUGCCUCGCCGUCGCGUCGAUCAAGCUUUACCUCGCCGUCGCGUCACCUUCACUGACUUCGCUUCAUCGUCGCGUCGAUCAAACUCCAGCUCAUCAACGUCACCUGCCGCAAUUGAAUCACCUCAUCGCAUCAUCACCUCGUCGAGUCGUCGGAUCCACAAAUCAACCUUGCGUCAUCGCAUCGCCCAAUCUUUUUAGAUUCAACUCGUUGUCGCGUCGAUCAAGUUUCGUCUCGACUAAUCAUCGCUAA